Molecule: messenger RNA, 903 nt
Organism: Paramecium sonneborni
Lineage: Eukaryota; Ciliophora; Oligohymenophorea; Peniculida; Parameciidae
Source: the annotation of a GenBank genome assembly
UUAUCAUCUUAAAACUUUUUUAGUUAGAUCAUACAUAUGAGAAUUGCAUAAUAAAGCAAAUCGUGUCAAAUGCUUUAACAAAAAAAAUUUUUCACUUUUGAUGAAUAAGAAUAAAUUAAUACAGCAGAAACAACACCUAAUUCUUCUGGGAAUUAAGAAAAACCGUAAUUAGUGAAAUAUAGAAAUCAAAUACCCCCUGAUUCUUAAACUGCAAGAGAGCUUCAUGAAGCAUCAAUCUAAUCACAUUGGUAUGUAGAAACACCUUAAGAAUACUUAGAUAAACGUAUUGUAAAGCUCAAGAAACAAAAAUGUAUAUAUUAUAUAUAUGAUUAUUUAUAGAUGAAAAAGUUGUUGUAUUAGAUCUGGAUGAGACAUUAAUUUAUCAUAAGCAUAAUAAGACUUAAGUUCGACCCUUUUGUCAUGAAUUCUUAUUAAGAUUAUCAAGGAUUUGUACUUUAAUACUUUUCACUGCUGCUAAAAAAGAGCAUGCAAUAAACGUAAUUUAAUUGAUAUAUUUAAAGAUGUUAAAAAUAAUAGAUCCAAAUAAAAAGUUUUUUAAAGCCAUAUGUACAUCAGAACACAUGGUUGGAAAUGUUAAAGAUUUGAGAAUUUUUCAAACUGAUCUCAAAGAUAUUUUAAUUGUUGAAAAUUCUCCUAAAAAAUUUAUGUAAAUUUAUUAUAUAAAAUAGUGCUUAAAUCAAUAAUGGUAUUCCAAUCUUACCUUUUGAAGGCCAAUAAACAGAUAACUAACUUGAACUUUUACUUUCAUUUUUAGAAAUAGUUUUAUUAGUUGAUGACGUACGUCUUUAAUUGGCAAACAUCUUUAAAUUAUAAUCUUUUUAUAAAGAACUAAAUGGAAAAUAGGCUAUAAUUAAGUUAUAUAAUCCUAAUAAAAUUGAUUGA